Dictyostelium purpureum is the source of this 1047-nucleotide messenger RNA. RefSeq lists its product as uncharacterized. The record is from RefSeq and is a predicted model, not a curated record. The annotation marks the transcript as partial. The transcript is spliced from 2 exons. Lineage: Eukaryota; Evosea; Eumycetozoa; Dictyosteliales; Dictyosteliaceae.
AUGGUGGACGUUUUUAAGGGAUCAGUAGUACAACCAGUAGCUCAAGCAUUAAAUAAUUCAUUAAGAUUAGAAAUGGAUACAAUUAAAGAGAUUGAAAUGCCACAAUCUGUUAUUCAAACCGUAUCAAAUAUUACUUCAACUGUAGCAUUAUCAUCAAUGAAUAUAUCACAGUCAAUUCCAAAUGUUUCACAAACUAGAGAAAGUUUAAAAGAAAUCGAUUUAUAUAAUGGUUCAUUACUUUUAAGAAACUUUGAAGUUAAAUUGAAGCAAAUUAGAACUAAUGGUCAAAUCCUUGGUGAGCGUGCCGAGGAAGUGGAUAAAAAAUUCCCAGAAGUAAUAAGAGUAUGCUCUUCCAAUACUGAUCAAUGGAAAAAGGCUGAAGUCGAAUUUAAUAAAAUCACAGAAAUUAAUACCUUGGUCGAAUCAAUUCAAUUAAAUAUCGAAUCUGUUAUCUCUAAAAUUGAAUCUUUAGAAAUUCAAUUAUCAAUCGAUAUAGAUAACUAUUUAGAAAAUGAAUUGUAUAAAUGGAAGGAAAAGAAGGAGUCUGAAAUUGUAAAGCUUGAUAAUGCCAAAAAACUUGAACUCAAUAAACUUCAAGAGGAUUUAUCAAUUCAAUAUCAAAGAUAUGAAAGAGAGAAAAUACUAAAAGAAAGACAAGCAUUGUUAGAAAAAGAAAAAGAAAGAAAAUCUUCAAAUCCACCAGUAUAUCAAAAACCAAUAUUAAAUAGUAAUGGUUUAAAUAAUAGUAAUAAUAGUAUUAUAAAUAAUAGUAAUGAUAGUAUCAAUAUCAAUAACAAUAUUAUAAAUAAUAAUAAUAAUAAUAAUAAUAAUAAUAAUAAUAAUAAUAAUAAUAAUAAUAAUAAUAAUAAUAAUAAUGAUAAUAAUAAUAAUAAUAAUAAUAACAAUAAUAAUAAUAAUAGCAUUAAUAAAAAUAAUAUGAACGAAAUUGAACAGAAGGAGAGCGUUACAAUUGAUAACAUUGUUAUUGAAAAUACAAAUAAAGAAGAGCUUGAAUCAUUUUUAGAAGAUAGUCCAAAAGAAGAAGAG